AUGACAAUAAUUAGGUUAAAAUGUUUCAUUCUAGUGCUAACCCUAAUUGCACUUUUUCAUGCAGGAUCAUCAAGAGAAGUACCAAAACCAAAAAACAAUACAAGUAAUCUAAACCCUAAAGAAGUUAAUACACUAGUUUCCAUUAACACUACAACAAAUACAUCACAUUUGAAUGAUAAGGAUGAUAAGCAUUUUAUAGCAUUUGCUGGGAUGGGAGCUGCAGGAGGAGUUGGUGGUGCUGCUGGUAUUAUUCCUAUUGAUUUCCAAGGCCUUGGUCCCGGGACUAUACCGACAUUCGGUGGACUUGGAGGCGGUGGAACUGGUGGUGGUAUCGGUGGAGGAGCCGGCACUGGAGGUAUUGGUGGUGGUGUAGGUGGUGCUGGUGCUGGUGGUGGUGCUUGUCCUAGUAGUACUAAUACUAGUGGACUUCUUCCUAGUCCGUGA
Molecule: messenger RNA, 444 nt
Organism: Amaranthus tricolor (Joseph's coat)
Lineage: Eukaryota; Viridiplantae; Streptophyta; Magnoliopsida; Caryophyllales; Amaranthaceae
Exons: 1
Coding region: 1-444 (147 amino acids)
Source: RefSeq, a predicted model, not a curated record